CAAAGAAAGAUAUCCCAGCAGCAUAACACUCAGCAAUGAACAUGACCAUCACAAACUCUUGUCCUCUGAUAAUCUUCCUAUGCUUCAUGAUGCCCCUUUUUGUAUUUUGUGACGAGGGAACGCAUUCAGGACCAUCGACCCAGAUUUUGCAUUCUUCUCAUGAAGACAAAAACAGGUCCAUAACAGUGUCAAUGAAAGUAGAACAUGCACAUUCUGCCUCUAGAAAAUUUUGGUUGCAUGGUACUUGCACAAGCAAAGACAUAAGCAUCUCACAAAGCCAAACUUCUACACCAGGAAUCCCACAGUUCAUAGUGCAAAUUGUUAACAAUUGUGUUUCUGGAUGUGCUCCUAGUGACAUCCACUUCCACUGUGGCAUGUUUGCUUCUGCAAGAAUGGUGAACCCAAGAUUGUUCAAGAGGAUCUCCUGUGAUGAUUGCUUAGUGAAUGGAGGGAACCCUUUAGCCCCUAGCCAGAUCAUCAGAUUCACAUAUUCCAAUACCUUCUCCUACCCUCUUGCUUUUAAGUCUGCCAAAUUUUGCUGAGUAUUCCAAAAUAUACAAAUAUUCAAAAGUAGAAUAAAAAAGCUAGCACAGCCUUACUAGUUACUAUACUAUAUAUACCAUGCCUCAGAGAAUCCAAUC
Glycine soja is the source of this 641-nucleotide messenger RNA. Its product is annotated as TPD1 protein homolog 1-like. The coding region runs from base 36 to 542 and encodes 168 amino acids. Gene Ontology annotation, biological process: cell fate determination. The transcript is spliced from 3 exons. Lineage: Eukaryota; Viridiplantae; Streptophyta; Magnoliopsida; Fabales; Fabaceae. The record is from RefSeq and is a predicted model, not a curated record.